Talpa occidentalis (Iberian mole) is the source of this 958-nucleotide messenger RNA. RefSeq names its product cyclin dependent kinase inhibitor 3 (gene CDKN3). The transcript has 8 exons. The record is from RefSeq and is a predicted model, not a curated record. Bases 100 to 813 code for a protein of 237 amino acids. Gene Ontology annotation, biological process: protein dephosphorylation. NCBI's taxonomy places the organism in Eukaryota, Metazoa, Chordata, Mammalia, Eulipotyphla, Talpidae. Gene Ontology annotation, cellular component: nucleus. Gene Ontology annotation, molecular function: protein tyrosine phosphatase activity.
CGCAGUAACCGUCGGGGUCCGGGAGGUGGAGGUGGCGCUGCCCGGGAUGCGCGAGAGCGCUGGCUGCGAAGGACAGGGUCGGUGCUGGACUCGGGGAAGAUGGACAUUCGCUGUGCGUCUGUUGUGGGCUGUGAGCUGUCACCUCCGGGGUCUCCCAAGCCUUGCCAGAAGAGGGUGGAGCAGCCUAGUUCAUUGCAAACAAGUGAGUUUGACUCAUCAGAUGAAGAUCCUAUUGAAGAUGAACAGACUCCAAUUCAGAUAUCAUGGCUACCCCUGUCACGAGUGAAUUGCUCUCAGUUUCUCGGUUUGUGUGCUCUUCCAGGUUGUAAAUUUAAAGAUGUUAGAAGAAAUAUCCAAAAAGAUACAGAAGAACUAAAGAGUUAUGGUAUACAAGACAUAUUUGUUUUCUGCACCAGAGGGGAACUGUCAAAAUAUAGAGUUCCAAACCUUUUGGACCUCUACCAACAGUAUGGAAUUAUCACUCAUCAUCAUCCAAUCCCAGAUGGAGGGACUCCUGACAUAGCCCGCUGCUGUGAAAUAAUGGAGGAGCUUGCAAUCUGCCUUAAAAAUAACCGAAAAACCCUAAUACACUGUUAUGGAGGACUUGGGAGAUCUUGUCUUGUAGCCGCUUGUCUCCUCCUAUACCUCUCUGACACAGUAUCACCACAGCAAGCCAUAGACAGCCUGAGAGACCUAAGAGGAUCUGGGGCAAUACAGACCAUAAAGCAAUAUAAUUAUCUUCAUGAGUUCCGGGACAAACUAUCUGCACAUCUAUCAUCAAGAGAUUCACUAUCAAGAUCUGUAUCCAGAUAAAAAGGAAAACUUCAAAUAGCAUAUACAAGACCAUGCCUGCAACCUAAGAGUUUGCUAACAUAAUGUGUACCAAAAUGAAGUAAUUUGUGAUAUCAUCUUGAUUGUAAAUGUCUAUGAGAAGAUAUUCUCUAAAGCUUUUAUUGAC